AGACCGUCAGACUGGAAGCUCCAGUUAGAAGUUAAGAAGACUCUGAUCUACACAACUACACCAGGUUCGAAAACAUGUCUUCAGAUACCAUGACAGUAGCUGCACUGGGUCGACCCUUCACCCUAGGGAUGCUCUAUGAUGCUCGGCAGGAUAAACUAAUCCCAGGUUACACCUUGUGGGAUAAAACAACUCUAAAAGAGAACACAACUGAAAGCUUCAAUCCCAGCAGUAACUUUAAGAUUACGGCAUCUGACUCCACUGAAUCCAAGUCUUCUCUGCUGGACGUUGAUGCUUCCCUGAAGGCCAGUUUCCUGAGUGGACUGAUUGAAGUUGGAGGAUCUGCCAAAUACCUGAACGAUCAGAAGAAACUCAAGAACCAGAGCAGAGUGACGUUUCAGUACAAAGCUACCACCAACUUCAAGCAGUUGUCGAUGACUCCUCUUGGAACCAUGGACACGCAACAAACAGAUGUUAUUGAGAAGGGCCUUGCAACACAUGUAGUUACAGGCAUCCUUUAUGGAGCAAAUGCUUUCUUUGUAUUUGACAGUGAGAAGUUAGAUGCUAGCAGCGUUCAGGACAUCCAGGGCAGCAUGGAAGCUGUGAUAAAGAAAAUUCCAUCAUUUAAUAUUGAUGGGCAUGUUGACAUCAAGCUUACUGAAGAAGAAAAAGACCUGACAAAGAAAUUCUCCUGCAAAUUCCAUGGGGACUUCAUUCUUGAAAGCAACCCUGCAACAUUUGUAGAUGCAGUGAAGACCUAUGUAGAGCUUCCAAAGCUACUGGGAGAAAAGGGAGAACAUGUUGCUCCACUGAAGGUCUGGCUGAUGCCAUUGAAGAAUUUGCAUCCUGCAGCUGCUGAGCUGAUGAGUGGGAUCAGUGUUGGACUAGUGAGGAAAGCUGAAGAUGCUCUAGAAGGUAUUAGGGAGAUAGAAAUGAGAUGCAACGAUUCCCUGGAAGACAAAGUGUCAGAGGAUUUUCCAGAGAUUCGCAAAACGCUGAGCACUUUCCAAAAACUGUGUAAUUAUUACACAUCUGCGCUCCAACAGACCAUGAAGAAGACACUUCCCUCCAUCCGUGAAGGCAAAGAAGAUGAGAGCUCAUUAGAAAAACUCUUCGAUGACAGAGACAAGUCACCAUUCAGUCAGGACAAACUAAGCAAGUGGAUGGAUCACAAGGAGAGAGAAAUCACUGUCAUUAGGUCCUGUGUUGACAUGAUGGAGGGAACAAACACAAAGAUCGUCAAAAAUCAGUCAGAGUUGGAUAGAGAGAUUUUUGAUCCAGAUGUAAAGAAUGCUCUGUGCUUUGUUUUCACCUCUGUGGAAAGUGCUGACCCCUGCCUUGAUGCAAUGACCAAGUACUUGGAUUCACCUGAAAUAAGAUGUACCAAUGCAGACCACUGGUACUUCUCAGAGGAAGUGUUGACCAAAAUGAGAGAAAAAGCCAAAGCUUUCCAUGAUCUUGCCAAACCUUUCAAGGACAGCAGCAGUGUCCGUUUCCUUGUAACAGCCACAGCAAAUGAGAAAUACAAAGGAGCAACCAUCUACCAUUACAAGGAGGGCGAACUGGUCACUGAUGAUUUUUCAAAGCCUGACGUCCCAUCUGAUGUGGAAACCAUCACAGACAAAAGUGCUUUAAUGUGGUAUGCCUGUGAUCUCUCCCUGGACCGAAACACAGCAAACUACAAACUUAUUCUUUCUGAUCACGACAAGAAGGUGACACUUGGAGCAAAGCAGGAUUAUUCUGAUCACCCAAAGAGGUUUGAUAUUUGUCCUCAGGUGUUGUGCAGAGAGGGGCUGACUGGACGCCAUUACUGGGAGGUAGAGUGGAGUGAGGGUCAUCAUGAACAUGUUGUUGUAGGUGUCGCAUUCCAACAAAUUAAUAGGAAAGGAAGCGGUAAUGAUUGUUAUUUAGGAAUUAAUGAUAAGUCAUGGUGCUUUGGUGUCAAUGCUGUCCCUCCAGCGGUCUAUGCAGGGUACGAUAGGCAAUGGUGGACAGGCUCUUAUCCCUCUACCGGCUGCAAACGAGUUGGAGUGUAUCUUGACUGGCCUGCUGGCACCCUGUCCUUCUACAGUGUCUCCUCUAACAGGCUGAGUCACCACAGGACCUUUAACGCUCACUUCACAAGGCCUGUUUACCCAGGCUGCAACAUUAAGAAUCAAUCUGGCUCUGUGUUCUUUUGCCCAGUUGAGUAAGAACAGUGACAAAGUGAUGAAGUGAGUCUUGAUCUGUCUUCAAACUAUCACCAUCCAUUGGUGGAGUGUACCCUAACCCUAACCCUAACCCUACCCUACCCUAACCCUAACCCUA
Molecule: messenger RNA, 2304 nt
Organism: Thunnus maccoyii (southern bluefin tuna)
Lineage: Eukaryota; Metazoa; Chordata; Actinopteri; Scombriformes; Scombridae
Product: stonustoxin subunit beta-like
Exons: 4
Coding region: 75-2189 (704 amino acids)
Molecular function (GO): protein binding
Source: RefSeq, a predicted model, not a curated record